AGUCUUCUUUUCUCUUUUCGUAUCGGAAGAGUGCAGCGAAACGCAGUGCUCGCGCGUCCUCCUCUCGCGUCUCUCUUUGUCUCGCGCUUCCUCCUCUCGCGUCUCUCUUUGUCUCGCGCUUCCUCGCCUCGCGUUUCCUCUUUUCGCGUCUCUCUUUGUCUCCUUUCUUCGUCUUCUGCCUCUGUCUUUGUCCCUCUCUCGAUUUUCUCUCUUGCCUUUUUUCCGCCAGAGGGAGAUCUCCCUGCACAUCUCUCUGUCUUUUGUGCAACUGCUCGCCUGCUUUCCAGCCACUGUGUCUGGACUCCUCACUCCUCCGACUCUGUCUCUCCAACGCAGCCACAAACUACAGAGAGAUUCAACAACAUACGCCGGAGUUCUAUUCACAUACAUCUCUAUGUAGAUUCAUUUGUUUUUAUGUGCAUUUAAAUAUAUACAUAUAUAUAGAUAUAUGUAUAUAUAUGUAUAUAUAUGUAUGCAUGUCUAUUUCUAUAGAGGAGGUGGAGGGUGUAGAAGUAGAAGUACGUGUAUGAGUCUGUGAAGAGCACCGCGUCGCUUCUUUGUUGUUUCGCCGCUCCUUGAGUGUUUGAGGAUCUUCGGUUUCUGCGCGUCACCGCAUUUCAGCGUUUCCUGAAAAAAAUGGGGAUUAAAGGCCUCGGAAAGUUCGUCGGCGACUUUGCGCCCCGCGCAAUCAAGCGACAGGAGCCUGGCAGCUUCACCGGUCGUGUCAUCGCGAUCGACGCCUCCAUGUCGCUCUACCAGUUCAUGGUGGCAAUUCGAGAUGGAAAUUCCUUCGGAAAUUUCACUAACGACGCGGGAGACUGCACCUCUCACAUCGCCGGAAUGCUCAACAGAGCCAUCAGGCUGCUCGAGCAGGGCGUUCGUCCAGUCUAUGUUUUUGACGGGAAGCCUCCGGAACUGAAGUCGGGCGAGCUGGCGAAGCGCCGAGAACUUCGCGAGUCUGCGCAGGAGGCGGCGGAGAAGGCGCGAGAAGAAGGAAACGUCGAGGAGCUCCGGAAGCAGAUCGUUCGCUCCGUCCGUGUGUCUAAACAGCACAACGAGGACGUCAAGCGCCUGCUGCGCCUCAUGGGUCUGCCGGUCGUGGAGGCGCCAUGCGAAGCGGAGGCGCAAUGCGCGGAGUUGACGAAGAACAGAAAGGUCUGGGCGACAGCGACGGAGGACGCCGACGCGCUGACCUUCGGAGCUACGCGGUUAAUUCGGAACCUGACUUUCGGCGAGCGCGCGAGCGGAUCUGGCGCGUCGGCCACUGCGUCGGGCAUCCUCGUCAUCGACCUCCCGACGCUGCUGGAGGAGCUGCAGUUCUCGCAGGAGCAAUUCAUCGACUUCUGCAUCUUGUGCGGCUGCGACUACUGCGGAACGCUGAAGGGCGUCGGCGCGAAGACCGCGUACAGCCUGGUGAAGGAACAUGGAUCGAUCGAGAAGAUCCUCGAAGUAGUCGAUCCGGAGAAGGUCCCGGACGGCUUCUGCUUCCAGGAGGCGCGCGAGUUCUUCAGGCACCCGGAGGUAACUCCGGCAGACCGAGUGCAUGUCGCCUGGGGAGAAGUCGACGUCGACGGACUCAAGGCCUUCCUCGUCCAGGAAAACCAGUUCAACGAACAGAGGGUGGAGAACUACAUUACGCGCUUGAAGAAGGCGAGAGGCAAGACGGCGCAAACUCGGUUGGAGUCGUUCUUCGGAGCCACCGUCACGAAGUCUUCGUCGCUGAUGCACAAACAGCUGGCGGAGAAACAGAAGGAACUGGAAAAGAAGAAGAACCGCAGCGUCCGCGGAUUCGCCGCACUGAAGGGCAAGACGGCCGGUGCGCGUCCAGCUGGCGCGACGGCGCCGAAGCGCGCCAAGACACCCGAGGAGGAACCUGCGCAGAAGAAAGCGAAGAGGAGCGGUCCGCAAGCAGAGGGCGCAGAGGAAGCGGGCGCCGAAGCGGAGCGAGAAUCGAAGAAGGAAUGCGAGCGAGAGCGUCUCGAGAAGACAGAAACCGCGAACGCGGCGAAGGGGGAGGAGAAGGACGCGAAAGGCGAACCGACAGCAGAGAAAGCAGAGAAGGUCGAGGUCAAAGAAGAGGCGACCGAAGCGACGGCAGAUGCAGCGCAAGACAGCGGAGGACAGGAGAAGAACUCAGAAGGUGAUGAGAAGACAACAUCCACCGACAAAGGGAAGCGCAUGUCGCUUCUCUUUUCAGAAAACGCGAGCGUGCCGUCACCUCGUGGAGAAACCAACCUUUUUGCGGAGGGCGAGGGAGAGGAGAACGUCGCUCCGAGUGGAACGCGAGCUUUCUGAAGCUUGAAAAGCCUCCAAAAAGCGAAAAACCGCGUUGCGAGGCAAGCCAGCCGCAUGCGCAGAACCAGUGGAACACAAGGCUUUCCUUUUAUCACCUCUUGAAGAGACUCAACGCAACAAGUUACACCCGAUAUGCUGGAUGCAAUGAAGCAAUGUGCAAGAAGAAAGCAACGCAUAACGCCUAGAAAGAAGAAAUAACAAAGAGAUCUCUGCAUACAAGUAUAUAUAUAUAUAUAUACAUAUAAAUAUAUGUAUACUUGUGUAUGUACGUAUGCUUAUGUAUGCGUGGGUAUUCUCACGUGUGUUCGUACAUACAUAUAUUUAUAUGUAUAUAUAUAUAUAUAUUUAUAUAUUUAAAUAUAUAUAUAUAUAUAUAUUUAUGUGCCUGCGAAUGACGCGGGGAAGGGCUUGGGUGUGGGGAGAGGGAAGGAAGUUGGAUCUGAAAAAGGUUGGAUUUUUUUUCGAUUUUUUCUUGUUUUUCUUCGGUGUCUCGACUCUUUGCACUUUCUUCUCUCUGCGUUUUUCUCGGAGACUUCGGUGUGCGCGUUUGCGGGAGUGUUUCCUCGUUUUCUUGUCAAACUGGCGCAUGCAGCAAAGAUAAACUGAGGUUCACCUCUGUUCGCUGUGGUCAAAAAAGCGCCCUCAGCCACGGAGAGUCCCAGCUCCUCCCCCCAGAAGGAGCGACGAAAAAUCUCUUGCAGAGACGCUCCCUCCCGAGACGACAGCACGGAUCGCGGUGGCUUCUGAAAACUCGUUUUCUUUCGCUGUUAACCGGAACGCGAACAUCCAUCCGUCGGUCACCACUGGAGGCACCGCCGCUCCAGCUCGGCGUUACAGGUGGAUACUCGCAAAGACAGGGAAGCCACAGAACCUCCGCAUUGUAUUCGAUAAAUGCGUACGGGUGCAUAUCCACGUCGAAAGUUAGAGCAAGACUCACACGGCCCAUCCGAUGGUUCCUUCCUGUCU
Messenger RNA from Toxoplasma gondii ME49, 3261 nucleotides. Its product is annotated as flap structure-specific endonuclease 1, putative. Gene Ontology annotation, molecular function: DNA binding; 5'-3' exonuclease activity; 5'-flap endonuclease activity. The record is from RefSeq and is a predicted model, not a curated record. The transcript has 3 exons. Lineage: Eukaryota; Apicomplexa; Conoidasida; Eucoccidiorida; Sarcocystidae. Bases 637 to 2295 code for a protein of 552 amino acids.